This is a messenger RNA of Phragmites australis (common reed), 776 nucleotides long. Its product is annotated as large ribosomal subunit protein eL21x/eL21w-like. The coding region runs from base 64 to 561 and encodes 165 amino acids. Gene Ontology annotation, cellular component: ribosome; cytosolic large ribosomal subunit. Gene Ontology annotation, molecular function: structural constituent of ribosome. Gene Ontology annotation, biological process: translation. The record is from RefSeq and is a predicted model, not a curated record. Lineage: Eukaryota; Viridiplantae; Streptophyta; Magnoliopsida; Poales; Poaceae. The transcript has 2 exons.
CCCCCCACCCGCUCUCGCCGCCGCCAUCACCGCCGCCGCGCGAAGCAAGCAGGAGCAGCCAGGAUGCCGGCGGGCCACGGACUGCGCUCCCGGACGCGCGACCUCUUCGCGCGCCCCUUCCGCAAGAAGGGUUACAUCCCGCUCACCACGUACCUGCGCACCUACAAGAUCGGCGACUACGUCGACGUCAAGGUGAACGGUGCCGUCCACAAGGGCAUGCCGCACAAGUUCUACCAUGGCCGCACGGGCCGCGUCUGGAACGUCACCAAGCGUGCCAUCGGCGUCGAGAUCAACAAGCAGGUUAAUGGCCGUGUCAUCAGUAAGCGUAUUCAUGUCCGUGUGGAGCACGUGCAGCCAUCCAGGUGCACUGAGGAAUUCCGCCUGAGGAAAGCGAAGAACGACAAGCUGAAGGCGGACGCCAAGGCGCGAGGCGAGGUCAUCAGCACCAAGAGGCAGCCACAGGGCCCCAAGCCUGGCUUCAUGGUCGUCGAGGGUACCAUGCUCGAGACGGUUACCCCCAUCCCAUACGAUGUAGUCAACGAUCUCAAGGGUGGUUACUAGAAUGUUUGGUCUUUCUACCUGCACUACCCAGUUGAAUCUAUGCUACUAAAAUUUUGCUCGCGCCGAGCAGCAGUCUGGACCUGUUCUUUGUUCCUGUCAAAUGAUUUUGGGUCGCAAGUUGGAAUCCUGAGUUUCUCAGAACGAAGACGUGCUUGCUUUAUUAUGCUCGUGGUGGUAAUUACAUCUAUUGAUCCUAAGUUUUCUUAUUUACUAAA